Sporothrix brasiliensis 5110 is the source of this 2439-nucleotide messenger RNA. Its product is annotated as major facilitator superfamily transporter aflatoxin efflux. Gene Ontology annotation, biological process: transmembrane transport. The coding region runs from base 1 to 2439 and encodes 812 amino acids. The record is from RefSeq and is a predicted model, not a curated record. NCBI's taxonomy places the organism in Eukaryota, Fungi, Ascomycota, Sordariomycetes, Ophiostomatales, Ophiostomataceae. The transcript has a single exon. Gene Ontology annotation, molecular function: transmembrane transporter activity.
AUGAGCGGAAACAGCCAGUUUCACCCGCCGCCACAAGCCCGGUCCUCGCAGCAGUCACAGCAGUCACAGCAGUCACAGCAGUCGCAACGGUCACAGCAGUCCAGGUCGUCACAGUCCAUCAGCAGCGGCCAGACGACAGAGAUUGAGAUUGAACGGUCCGACGUGGAGCUCAGCGAUGCCACGGACGUCGAGAAGCUGGCGUCUGUGCCGGAGACGAAGGGGCCGUUUGGCGGACCGGGACCAACAGGCGGCGGACCUCUCGGACCUACAGGGCCUUCAGGGCCUUCAGGACCUCCAGGACCUCCCGGACCUCUAGGACCUCCCGGCGCCAACAACCUCUUCCAGCCCAAGAGCGUCAAGUUCUGGAUGAUCCUGCUGUCCAACUUCCUCGCGCUCUUCCUCGUGGCGCUCGACCGCACGAUUGUCGCCACCGCCGUGCCGCGCAUCACCGACGACUUCCACAGCCUCGGCGACAUUGGCUGGUAUGCGUCGGCGUACAUGCUGACGACGGCGGCGUCGCAGCUCCUGUUUGGCCGCAUCUACAAGUUCUACUCCAUGAAGUGGACCUUUCUGCUGUGCGUCGUCGUCUUUGAGAUUGGCUCGGCCAUCUGCGGCGCCGCGCCCACGUCGGCCAUCUUCAUUGUGGGCCGCGCCGUCGCCGGCACCGCGUCGGCCGGCAUCUUCUCGGGGUGCAUGCUCAUCAUGGUGCCGAUGAUCCCGCUGCACAAGCGGCCCAUGUUCCAGGGCCUCUUUGGCGUCGUGUUCGGCAUGGCCUCGGUCAUCGGCCCGCUGAUUGGCGGCGCCUUUACGAGCAGCGGCCUGACGUGGCGCUGGUGCUUCUACAUCAACCUGCCCGUCGGCGCCUUUACGCUGCUGUUUAUGGUCUUUUUCUGGAACCCGCCGGCGCGGCCGACACCGCCGGCGCGUCCUGGCCACGGCCCUCAGGGCCCCAAGGCGACGGUGCUCACCCACAUCAAGCGCCUCGACCCCAUCGGCACGGCGCUCUUCCUGCCCGGCAUCGUCAGCCUGCUGCUGGCCCUCGAGUGGGGCGGCUCCAAGUACCCCUGGAGCAGCUGGCGCAUCAUUCCCUUGUUCAUCCUGUUCGGCGCCUGCAUGGUCGCCUUUGCCGUCGUGCAGGUCAUGCUGCCGGACACGGCCACGCUGCCGCCGCGCGUCGUGCUGCAGCGCAGCGUCCUGUCCGGCGCGCUCUUUACCUUUUUCCUGUCGGCCUCCAUGCUCAUGCUCGUCUACUACGUGCCCGUGUGGUUCCAGACGGCCAAGAUGGUCAACCCGCUGCGGUCCGGCGUCUACACCAUCCCCCUCGUCCUGAGCCUCGUCGUGUCCAGCAUCGGCUCGGGCAUCGUCACGCAGAAAAUCGGCUACUACGUGCCCUCCAUGCUCCUCGCGCCCGUCAUCAUGUCCGUCGGCGAGGGGCUCAUGAGCACCUUCACGCCCGCCACCGGCUCGUCGCACUGGAUCGCCUUCCAGUUCGUGGCCGGCUUCGGCCUCGGCUUCGGCAUGCAGAUUGGCAACCUGGCCGCCCAGACGGUCCUGCGGCCCGAGGACAUCUCCACGGGCGUCGCCAUCAUGUUCUUUGUCCAGCAGCUCGGCGGCGCCGUCUUCACCACCGUCGGCCAGACCAUCCUCAGCAACCUGCUCGUCGGCCAGCUCAAGGACGUGCCCGGCCUCGACACCGCCGCCAUCGUCAACGUCGGCGCCACCGAGCUGGCCAGCGUCGUCCCGCCCCAGUUCCUGCCCCUCGUCAUCGACGCCUACAACUUUGCCUGCACGCGCAUCUUUUUGACGAGCAUGGGCCUCGCCUUUGCGUCGCUCGUCUGUGCGUUUUUCAUGGAGUGGCGGAGCAUCAAGAAGCCCCCCGGCGGACCGGGUGGACCGGGUGGACCGCCAGCCGGGGGGCCGGGCCCGGGACCAGGCCCUGGUGCCCUCCGCGCGCCUGGUGCUCCUGGCGGCCCCAGUGGUCCCGGCAUUCCCGCCGGCCUCGGCCGCCCACAAAUGGUCAUGACGACGGCACCCACCGUGGACCCAAAGACGGCCUCUGUGGUCUCCAUCCGCAACUCCUUUGGUGGCACCCGCACCUCGUUUGGCAGUGGUAGUGGAGGAGGAGGAGGAGGAGGAGGAGGAGGAGGAGGAGGAGGGGGUGGUGAAAGGGGACGAGCCCUCUCUGUGUCGGCCACAACGGCCGUCAACAGUGACGAGCCGGUGGUGGCCAAGAAGGAGUCGUCCGAAGAGCCAGAGACCGAGGCAUCACAGACCCAGGCCCAGUCCGCGCCGCUCGAUCCCAAGAUCGUCAAGGCGCGCCAAGAGGCCGAGGCCAAGCUGCGCCAGGCCCGCCGCGAGUCGGAUCCCAGCUAUGUCAAGCCACGCCGGAAUUCCGUGCGUCUGUCCAAGGUAAACAGAACGAGCCUGACCUACGAGUAG